Molecule: messenger RNA, 4507 nt
Organism: Oncorhynchus mykiss (rainbow trout)
Lineage: Eukaryota; Metazoa; Chordata; Actinopteri; Salmoniformes; Salmonidae
Product: FA core complex associated protein 100
Biological process (GO): interstrand cross-link repair
Cellular component (GO): nucleoplasm; Fanconi anaemia nuclear complex
Source: RefSeq, a predicted model, not a curated record
UAUGUUCACAGAUUACAUUUCACGUUUACGUGUCAUGUUUCACAAAUGGCUUUUCUUACUGAUCCUAACGAUUACGUACAUUCAACCUUUUGGCAGCUAUCUGGCUCCGUACAUAACGCCUUCAACCAAGAGUUUACAAUAGCUAAAAGCUUACGACCGCACUGAAACGUGUUAGAAAAUUUGGCGGAUGUUUUCCUGCGAUGUUGUGAUUGGUGGGAGGCUCAUGACGUUAUACGUCGGUAUUGGUGUUUGGGUAAUGGGUAUAAAAAAAAGCGGUUAGGAACGCUGAUUAGUCAGAAACACCCACGGAGUUUUGCAUCCGUCAACAACCAGUUGAUGUUUUUUUUCAAUCAAGUUACAGCACUGAAACGACCUACAAAUUGGUAUUAUGGACAUAACUAUUCUCUCGGCUAUGGAGGCGAGAUGUGCUGUUGUUGAGACUUGGGCUGAGUUCGGAUGUCCUUCGCCGGGUACAGCUGCUAAAGUGAUCUGGUCUGGGGAAGAUGUGUUGAUAUGCACUGGGGGCGACGAGGUGUCGGUCUUCAACACACAAGAGCUGAAACUGACGGCUAUUCUUCAGUUCCUGAGUCCAGUGUGUCACAUGGUGCUGAGUGAGGACAAGCAGUCUGUUUAUGCUGUCUGUGAGAGUGAUGGGGUGUACUGUGUCAGUCUACCAACUCUGCACCCUAAGUCUCCCACUCCCCCAGCUGACCAAUCCCCUGGCCCUGCUCUGAUCAAGGUGUCGUCUAAUUCGCUGGCAGCCAGAGACGAGGGGGUGUGUUCUCUGAUUGAGGUGGGAGGGUCAGGUGGGACCUUGGUGACCGUCUCACUGAGAGACGCAGCCUGGUGGUUUACUCUCUAUAAAGCAGCUGACCACCAGAAACUGACUCAGUUUAGUCUACCUGUCGUUUCAGUUGGUCACCAUGUCGAAUCAGAGGAAAAUGGUUCCGCAGGACUGGUCAUGAGACCUGUGUUAGCUUGCGUUUACAGCAGUGAUGCACCACCCUUAUCAUCUUCAUCAUCCUCAACAACAACAAAACUACCACGUUUGUCAUCAUCAUUAGGCAUCAAACAUUUUCUCCUGGAGCCUCUCCUCUUCAAGCUCCUCUUCGGCGUCGACGCUGCCCUCAUCAACUCCCCCAUGAUCCUUUGCGGCCUGCCUGAUGGGCGUCUCUGCUCCCUCCCCUUACUUCUCCCAGGACGAUCAGGCCCCUGCGUUAGAGUUCUACACAGCAUGGAGCAGCCAAUCAUGUUUAUCGGAACCACGACCGGGACAAAUGAUGGUCCACAGUGUUUGGUGGCAGUAGGCCAAUGGGGGGGGGUGGUGCUGGUCAGAACCUGUGAAGGGGGGCCGGAGGAGGGGGGCAAGGUAGCAGCAUUAACAGAGGGGUGUGUGUCGGGGCCUGUGGUGUGUGUGUGUGCAGGCAGGGAGGGCCUGUACUACAGCACAGGGUCAGAUCUUCUAGCCCUGGAUCUCCCAGGGGUGCGAGAGGAAGCUCCAAAGCCAGAAGAGAGCCUGGUGGUCAGCCACGGGGAGAGGCAAGGCCAGGGACAGGCCAUGGUGAGAGCAAGGGAGUCUGCUACCCUACAGAGUCCUGUCAGCCUUAAUGUCUGCAGGGUCAUUGCCCUGGCUGGGCCCUCACGCAAUGCCUCAGGCAUAGUGCAGUUGGUGGCUUUGUCUCUCCGGGGGAGGCUCCAGCGUUUAACCCUGCCUAAGGGGACAGAGACAGGGGGCAUACCCAGGCUCCCCUUAUCACAGGUGGGACAGAGAGUGAGGGACCUCCUUGCAGCCAUCGGAGAUGUGUGUGAGAGAGCAUCUGUGUUGAAAAGCACCAUACAGUCCAAAAACCACUCCCUCAGACACCUGAAUCAGGUGCUCAAUGUCUGCUGCCUACUGCUAGCAAAUCAGAACAGUGGAGAGCAGCUCCCGGUCAGCAAGAAGCCAAUCAGGUGUCACGUUGUUGCCAAGUGGAGCCGCCUGCUACAGAGAGACUCCCUGAAUCUGACCUGUGUUCUGGACAAUUCUAGUCCUUACAUUCUAGAACGGAACUGGACGUUCUGUGUGAGAGUUCUACCAUUAUCCUACCCUCUUCCUGCAGGGGGGGAGAACACCUCUCAAACAUUCUCAUUCCCAUUCCAGAAACUAGAGCCGGGUGGGAGAAUGGAAGUGUCGUUGCCCCUAACAGCGGCGGGGGACACAUCUUUCCCUGUGACGGUUAGCUGCUCGCUCACCUACUCCCUGCAAAGCCUGCUGGGGUCUGAGGAGCUGUCCCGCCUCCUGGCCAAUGGGGAGCCGGCAUCUCGUCUGGGAUUGGAGGGUGGAUGGGUCAGUCUGCCCCUUGACACGCUGACAGUGGAUUGGCUGGAUGCUCUGCAGGUGACUGGGACCACGCCCCCUCACAGGGACCCAAACAGACCCCCCAUUUCCCCAGAUACCGUCUCGAUGGAUAUCGUUGAGGCCUUCGUGAGCACCCGUCGGUGCAGGGGUUCUGGGAGGGGGGAUGGAGGAGGAGGAGGAGAGAGGAUGGUGGCGUCUGAUGGGGGGCUGUUUUCAGCAAGCAUCAAGGUCUCAACAGAGCUACUGAGAAGGACACUAGGACUGGAGCCACCAGGCUCUGCUGGCCCUUCUCAGGGUGUGUGUGGCUCUGUGCUGGGCUGGCUGCUGUCACAGGGGACAGGAGAAGAGGACUGGAGGGGCAGAGGGGACAAUGGAGGACAGGAAAGCUCUGUGGUCUACGCCCGGUGUCUAGGGCGACACACCGUCAAACUCACAGCCAAAGAGGUAACUGUAGGGGACACCAGUGAUAAGGAGGCUGUGGAGGUGCGGGUGCAGUGCUCCUCCAUGGCAGCCGUGUGUGGACUACACCAUGCAGUGUUAAGCCGUGUUCAGGCUCUUCUCCAGGGUACUGCUAGCACACAGGAGUCCUCUAUGGGAGUCCAGGGACUGGGCUUGAGACAGGCCCUACAGCGGGCACAGGUCCUAUCUGAGCAUCUCCAGGAGGCUCGUAUCCCAGAAGCCAUUGGACUGGGGAUGACCACGGGACAGACCACCAAGACACUGUUCAGCGUUUACAGGCAACUCAGAGAGAACCCCCUCCUCAUCCUCUGACACCGUUACCAUCCCACAUACGCUCCUCAUACACAACAUCCUCACACACAACAUCCUCACACACAACAUCCUCACACACAACAUCCUCACACACAACAUCCUCACACACAACAUCCUCACACACAACAUCCUCACACACAACAUCCUCUCACACAACAUCCUCACACACAACAUCCUCAUCCACACAUUUACAAUCCUCUCCGCAUCUUCAUUCUCAGCCCCACACUCACUAUCCAAUACAUCUCCUGCAAAGGAGAAAUAAAUGACUGUUUGUCUCCCUCUGCUGUUUUAGUACACAAACAGCAUUUAUUUAUUUAUGUGAACGUUUGUAAAAUAGUACAUAGCAGGUAGGUUGUGUGUGUGGAUUAAAAUGUACCUGUAAAGUUAGUUAGAACAACGGAUUUGAAGAGUCACUUCACUGACAACAUUAUCCACACACGAAACAUAACUUUUACACAUCUCAGAGAUUAUUUUUAUUAUAGUUUUUCAAAACUUUUCAGAAAAAUUUAUAUUAGAAAAGGAUAAAACAAAAGACAAAUGAAGUAUGUAUCAUUGCCAAGUGACAGGCUGUAAAUCACGAGCACUAUACUCUUUCUAGGAUGAUGUUACUGUUUUGAUUGUAGGGAAAAGCCUGUAAAAAUCUCAAACGACACCCAUUACACUCCUGUAUCCCAUAUAGAGGGCUCCUACUUAUCACCUGAAGCCAUUACUCUAUGUGUCUGUGUUUUGAAGUGGGCCUACUGCCCUACAUGGGGAAGAGGGUCAUGCUUGUUAAUGUUACGAUGCUAAGGAAGCUGUCCGCUAAUGAUGACUCAGCUACGAUGAAUUGAUGACUUUCUGAGUUUAUUAUUACACACUGUCACUCGCUUAGAAAGUCAGAAUUGGCAAAACGACAGGGAAGAAUGGGAAUGGAAGAGUGGAAAAGAACAGUUGGUGAAACCAGAGAAUCAAGUGAGAGAGAGGGGUGGAAGAGAGUGUAAUAGACAAUUGGUUUAAGGCACAUUGGUUUUACACCAGAGUGUCUCUAUAGGUAUUUGUAGCAUUGUGUGUAUGUUCUGGAGUAUUUGUAGCUGCUGUAGUAAUAAUGUAUACCAUUUAGCAGAUAUAUUUAUCCAAAGGGGCUUACAGUCAUGCAUAUAUUUUACACAUGGGUGGUACCAGGAAUCAAACCAACUAUCCUGGCAUAGCAAACAUUAAAGUGCCAUGCUCUACCAACUGAGCUACAGAUGACCAGUAGACACUUCAAAACUGAAAACCCAAGCCAUGUCAACUCCUCUAUAGCCUCAUUUAUACCUGGUGCGAACAUGCGUCCUCUUUCCUGAUCUUUUCCACAUUCUGAUUGUGCCCACAUUUUCAGAAAUAUGUCUACACGUGGUAUUAAAAUGUUUCUCUUAUCCA